GGAAAUAUACAUCUCAUACACACAAACAGUUGACAGCAGAACGUCUGAAGGACGUUGAAAAUCUAGAACAUCCUGGUCAUUCGAUUUAUGAGUUACCACCAUCUGAUAAACAAUUCACAUAUAACACACAUCAUGCACGUGUACAACCAACCUCAGAACAUUUGAAAGAAUUAGAAAAUGAUUAUCUGACUUCUGUGUUACCAGCUAAUAUUGAUUCCUUCGCAAGCUCCCAAUUACGAUUUACUGUUGAAGACAUCGCCAACGCAAGCUAUCAUAACCAACGUCCAGUUUUAUCUACAGAAUAUGCAGACUAUCAAAAUCUCUCUGAAAUGGAAUCAGAGUCAGAUAUAAAAGAAAGUGAAGAUAAUUAUAAUCAAACAAAUCGGAUGAAGGUACUUCAAAGAGAUGCAAUAACAGUGAGAGUUGACAAUGAUUCUAUCAACCUCCAUGUUAUUGACGUUGUUAACCAUACACCCGACAAUAAACGUGUUGGUUUGGAAAGUGAUAAAGAGAGAAGCAGCACACAAUCGAACGAUAGCACAGUUUCACCUUUGACCGCGUUGAUAGAGGUAACAUACACUGGAUAAAGAUAAUUAAUUUUCAGAUUUGGCUUGUCAAUUAUUUCCCAGAUUCCUAAUUCAG
Molecule: messenger RNA, 642 nt
Organism: Mytilus trossulus (common blue mussel)
Lineage: Eukaryota; Metazoa; Mollusca; Bivalvia; Mytilida; Mytilidae
Exons: 6
Source: RefSeq, a predicted model, not a curated record